Cherax quadricarinatus is the source of this 2689-nucleotide messenger RNA. The record is from RefSeq and is a predicted model, not a curated record. NCBI's taxonomy places the organism in Eukaryota, Metazoa, Arthropoda, Malacostraca, Decapoda, Parastacidae.
UACGCUCCUAGCGGCAGCGCCACGCACCAUAACACUCACACUUACCAAACAUCUACUUAGCAAGUGCCACACCUGAUGAUUACUGAUAAGCUCGACACGCUAAGGUGGUGACUGUAAGUGCGACGAGGCUUUAGGACUGGAGUGUUGCGUAAGAGAGGCAGUGACGCCAGUAAGUGCGUUGGUGUUGAUGCUGGCGUAGUGUUGGUGCUGAGUGUCUAGUGCUCAUGUUGUACAGUACUCGCGCCACCUGGCAAUGUGCGGGAGAGAGACGAGUUGUAUGCGCUGCUACAAGUGUGACAUGUACAGUGAAGGGUGCCCUGCCUCACACUAGGUGUGGGCAGCGGUGUAAGGCAAGAGGGAGGAAUGCGCAUGUACCAGGGGCCAUUACCGCCGCCAGGGGGGCUGCCCCUGCCUGCCCGCCGUGGCGGCGGCGGCAGCAGCAGCAGGGCAUCACAACAUCUGCCCACCCUCCGUGCCCAUCACCAUCAUCACCGUCCUCUUCCUCUACCUUCACGUACCCACCACCACCACCACCAUCACCACCACCACCAUUACCACAGGACUGGCCAUGGCCACAGCCACCAUCACCACCACCAUAGCUCCAAUAAUUCUCAAGACAAAAAUCUGGAGAUGUCUCGCUCAAAGCAGUCAAAAGCACUUGAUGAAAGUCAUGCCAAUGAACUCAUUCUCUCUGAGGACAGCGAUGACGACAUGCAGGCAAGGAGUGGUGCAUUAGUAAAUAACAGGCCAGUGUCUAACUCGGCCCAGUUUGGUACUCCUGCUAGCCAGCUACAGUCUUCUAUAGGGGCACCUUCAAACUCCAUCCCCCCACUGUCACCAAUUUCACCAAAGACUUCAGAAGAAUCAUCCUCUUCAGACGAUACCAGUGAUGAUUCAGAUGUGUCUUCCAAUAAUACGUCUGAUGAUGACCAACCAGAGUACUCCCCUAAGCCACAAGAGGACAAUAUGAAUGCGUGGAAGCUGGAUAAUUUCAUCACACAGAGGAAGACCAAUUCACCUAUAUCGCAGGUGGCUCCUGCUGGUGGGCCUGUACCUGGUACUCGGGCUGAGAGUAACCCGCCCAGUGAUGCUACACCAUCUGCUCCACCACCCAGAGAAAAGCGAGACCGUCGUGUCAGCAAGCCGCCAACAGCGUUUAAUUCUUCUGGCCGCGGAACAAGGGCUGCUCUGGAUUUGAGAGGGCGAGGCAAACCUGAAAAGCCUGGUCACUAUGAUGACUCCUCAGAUGAUGGGGAGCCUCACCCGCGGCCGAUUCCUCGUGUGUCUGCUGAACUGCGGCAGACUCCAAAGCAUAGCAGGGACCAUGAUUCCAGGGCCAGGUCAUCAAAGACAAAAGCAUCCAAUAGUCGUCUGAUAGGUUCAGACAGUGACUUGGAUUCUGAGUCUCCCGGUUCCCGGAAACCUGGAUCAUCCCAGCCUUCUAAUGGUUCUAUUAGUGUGGGUAAAGGAAUACCAAAAGUGUCAGAGAAGACUACUAAAACGAGUGUUUCUCAAGGCUCCCGGGAGUCUGUUAAAAAAACAUCAAGGGAGAAAUUGGACUCCUCUAAGAAAGAUAGUCAUAUAGGUGCCAAAUCAGAGACUGGAAAAUCAAAACGUGAAAAGAAAUCAAUGGAGUUUCUGCCGUCUGACAUAGAUUCUGAUUCUGAUAGUGACAGCAUUAUUGAUGUAGUAAAUACUUCACCUGAUAAGCUGCAAUCCAGGGUUACACUAUCUUCUCAGUGCACGCCUUCAAGAACACCUAAGGAAUCUUUGAAAGUUGUUCCUAGUCCUGUGAAAUCAGUCCAGGCAAGUCCCCAUGUAUCUCCAAUGAGUUGUGCUAGUGUUUCUAAUAAAAGCAGUGUGAAAAGGUCUAGUGGUGGACUUAGUGAAGCCAUAAGUUCAGAAUCAUUAACAAGUAAAAGUGAGGAUGAAACGCACUCUCCUUGUCGAGGCCAAAGUAGUUCUCAAAAGGUAGACAUUGCCAGGGACAAGGGGGCACUAGUAAACCGGGCAUUUAGCACAUUGGUUAAAAAAGAUAAGGAGGGAAGGGAAAGGGACCAAGUGGAAAAGAAUAAGAAAGCAAAAAAUGUUAGUGAUACGAGAAAAGUUAGUGGUAAUAAAGACAUAAGUGAAAAAAGUGAGAGAGAUAGAAGUAGAGGCAUAAGUGAAUCAAGUUCUAUAGAAAGCAAAUUAGAAACGAGGCCAGGUGCCUCUCCUAUAGUGAAUAAGUUAUGUAAGUCUCCCAUAGUUAGUGCAGAACCAAAAGUGCCCAUACCCCAGGUACAAUAUGAAAAUGGUGUUCCAAAACUCACAUGUACAAUCCCCCUUAGCUUUAUUGACAAAGUGCCCAAAUCUUGUGUAAAUGGUGCAUCCUUUGUAAGUAAAACUGAUAUCAAGGAAGAAGUUGAUAAAAAGAAAGUCCUUGAUAAUAGAACUAAAGAAGGUAAAGGCAAAAGAAAAACAUGUGAUCCUAAUACUAAAGCACCUGAAGAUGUGUCAAAACGAAAAAUAAUUACGUCCAUAUUUGGUGGUGUUAAAAGACAAGAUCAUGAAAGUGAUGAAGACAAAGUUAAGAAGGAAGUGAAAAAAGAAACUGUUGACAGUGAUGAUGAAUAUGAAAGAAAUGAAGUUAAGUCAUCUAUCAGUGUUAAAGAGUGAGUAGGACUUGAUUUCUCUCUUUAUUUACCUU